Pocillopora damicornis (cauliflower coral) is the source of this 1706-nucleotide messenger RNA. RefSeq lists its product as uncharacterized. The record is from RefSeq and is a predicted model, not a curated record. Lineage: Eukaryota; Metazoa; Cnidaria; Anthozoa; Scleractinia; Pocilloporidae.
ACUACCACAAUCAUGAUCUACUUGCCACUGCAUGCUGUUUGCAAUUGUUGUUAAUCAUCACUAUUUUGUUGCAUGCAGGUUCUUCAGAAAUUAGGGCAACUUUAGCAGGGAAGGAUAAGCGAAAAGCAUCCGUCAGUGCAGAUCAGCCUCGCAAGCGACUCAGGGAAGAGUUGACUAAUCAUGACUACUAUGAAGAUAAUGCUAGGCAUUCCUUAAAUAAUCAUGGUCAGGAUCAUUUUCCAGGAGCCACCCCAACACACAGAGAACUUGUCAGUCAGAUAAGUGGUGCUCAGGACCAUGAACUUGCUGUGUUGAGAAGACUACUCAGUGCUGAGUACAACAGACGGUCUCUUUUGAAACCACUCUUUUGGCUGAACACCAUCAAGCUUGCCCUUGACGAUGUCUAUACAAGAUUGUCAAUUGUUUCAAGGAGAAAAACAGACUUUGUGUUGGAAGGUAAUGAAGUGGACAUGUUUAACAUCUUCAGAACUCUCAAUAAAGGUGAGGAUGCCAUGGUUCUUGUCGAGGGAAGCCCUGGGAUUGGAAAGACAACUUUUUGCCUCAAAAUCUCUCAUGACUGGGCAAAAGGAACAAUCCCAAAUGAAUCGUCUUUCCCAUUGUUUGAACUUGUGCUGUUGCUGAAAUGUAGAGACUUUCAUGGAAAUGUAAUGGAAGCUAUUGUUAAUCAGCUCCUCCCUGAAGAUAUGGACCAAAAUGCUAAGAAAAAUGUAGUACAUUAUAUCAAGGAUAUUCAUAACCAGGAAAGAAUUUUGAUCAUUUUGGAUGGCCUAGAUGAGCUUCCUAAAACAGCAGAAAGAUCUGUGGACAAGUUACUUCACAGGCGAAUUUUACCAUUUUGCUCUGUCUUGGCUACCUCUCGCCAAGAGAAAGGAAUUGAAGUGCGGCAGAAUGUGGACUUUGAUGUUCUUUUGCAAAUCAAAGGGUUUACAGAAGCAGAUUCGUAUGAUUACAUCAGGAAGCACUUCAGACAUUUGGGUAAAGAUUAUGAACCAAAGGGAGGGCGGCUUAUCAAGGCAAUUCAGGAAAAUUCUUACUUGCACGAACUUCCAAGCAAUCCAUUGAAUCUUCUCCUACUCUGUGUCGUGUUUGAAUGUUAUGAAGGAAAUCUACCAUCUUGUCGCACUGACCUUUAUCAGAUAAUUGUCAUUUGCCUUUUACGGAGAUAUUGUGCAAAGCACAAUCUUAAGGUAACUGCUGGUGCUGCCGAUGGUGCUGCUGAUGAUUCGGAUGUUGUUAGUGACGAAGCUCUAAUGAGGCACUUUGAAGACAGUUUUCUAGUUCUUGGAGAGUUAGCUUGGAGAUGCUUGAAAGAAGAUCGAUUUUCGUUUCGUGAAGAAGAGUUGGUAGAAUUUGAAUCUGCACAUAAGAGUCUUGCAGCUCGCAAACUUGGUCUUGUGUUCAAGGAAGCCAGCUUAAGGAAGAUUAACCCACAGCAUGAGUAUUUCUUCUUUCACAAGACAUUUCAAGAGUAUCUGGCUGCAUUUUAUCUAGCACAUAUGCUAUUGAAACAAAUGGUUGAUUUUUCUGAGUUGAACUUUUACAGGGAUUUGGUAGAGAGGUACAGACAAGUGUUUGUCUUUAUGUCAGGUAUUCUGGGUGGGGAAGCUGGUGUUCUUUUUGAACAGAUUGGUAAGAAGCUAAAGGAUAAAAACUGGGACUGGUGCAAGUGCCAUGAGGAAGAGGCC